Messenger RNA from Amoebophrya sp. A25, 6145 nucleotides. The record is from the annotation of a GenBank genome assembly. Lineage: Eukaryota; Dinophyceae; Syndiniales; Amoebophryaceae.
CUGACACAUAGUAGAUGAAAAGAGAGUCGGUUCAAGAGAUUCUUCUUGUCUGUUCACGAGAAACUGAGGUUGAGAACUGCCUGAGGUUGAUAAGGUCAAGGUGGCAUCACCAUGACUUAAUAAUGAGAGGAGCAUUCCGUUGCUCUGUCAUGCUUGCAAGACUGACAUCUGACGAGAACAAUAUCUGUUGAGGGCUAUUCUUGUGUCUUCAGAUGACGUCUUCUGUUCUAUGGUGACUGACAUCCUAUGUGCCACUUAAUCCUCAAAAUGUUUCGUAAUGGAAAUACAGAUAGUUGACGAAGAUGAACUUGAAACAUUUGUGACUCCUCCCGUGUCCCCGGAUCAUUUUUCUGCAGUUUCUGGUUCGAAAGUGCCAGUUUUUGUUCCCCCUCGAUGUUUACAACCUUGCAGUGAUGUUAGUUGAUAUUCAUUUUUGUGGAUGUGUAGGUUAGCACGGGAUGAGCUCAUAUAGAAGUGGGUGUUUUUACAAAUUAAUGUAAAAGUUUUCCCGCCCUUAGAAUCAUUGAGAAAUUUUGAGAAUUUGACUAUCAUAUAUUACAAUAUUACAAUAGAAAUUCAUAAUUUGAUUGCAGAAGAUACAAUUUCUUUCCCGAGAUAUUUAUGAUCAACAGUGUGUGAAAAGAAAUCAUAUCAAUUGCCCCACAAUCUUUAACUACAUCUUUCCUUUACUUAGAGUUUUUUAACACCUGAAACAAAAUAUACUAGCAGCAAGAUGAGCAGGCAAAGCUAUUUCGAGCGAGUGCGGGAUGCCAUUCAGGCUGCCCGCGGUGGCGAUGUCGAGCGCUUGCGGGAGCUUUUAGGCUCAGAAGAGAGCCUGAAGAAGCUAGGAGAGGAAUGGCAGUCUACGAAUGGCAUGAUCAGUCCCAACGUGAGGGACGACCGAUGGCGUACGCUAAUCAUGUACGCGGGCUCCUUUGGGCGACGCGCGGCUGUCCAUUACUUGGCCCGACAUCCAGGCAUCGACAUCAACAUCCGUGACGACUGCCAGAUGACGGUCCUGCACCACGCUUGUCGGAAAACCACAAAGGUCCUGCAAGACACGAAACACAGCAAGCAUCAGGCCGUGAUCGUGCGCGACCUGAUACGGAACGGCGCCAGCAUCAAUGCGGUGGACUCCUACGGAGUGACGCCCUUUAUGUAUGCGGUUGAUGCGGGGGAUCGCGUGGUAAUUUGCUGCCUCCUAGACCAUGAGGCCGAUAUCUUCAUGCAAGACUAUCAGGGAAACACGGCCAUGUCCUACGCGGAACUGCGCCACGACUUCAAAAUGGGUAUACUUUCGUUGAUUUUUCUAGCUUGGAUGUCAGUACCAAGUUAUUCUAGGAACUGUUUCAUCUCGCCAGUGAUUAAGGAUAAUCACAACUUGAGGUGCACACAUGGCAUUACUCACAAUUUACCACAUCUUGGCAUAGUCCGACCCUAUCCUAUCCGCCAGGUACUCUGCUUUUACUAGACCAGGAAAUAGCCUAGGACAUCUUCUCUGUAACGGACAUAAUUCUUAUAGUUGGGGGAUUCCGUUUUUGGAAUGUCAAAUUAAUCGUUGGGGAAGCCGUUUUUGGAAUGUCAAGUUCUUGUGAAUGGUUCUGGUUUUUGGUAACCUGAAUUCGGUCACAAAUAUUCUCCUCUUGUUUUCCGUUAUGAUCAAAAUCAGACUACCGAAUACCAAAACAGUACAUCUUGCAGAACGUUUUUGGAAUGUCAAAUUAAUCGUUGGGGAUUCUGUUUUUGGAAUGUCAAAUUAAUCGUACAUCUUGUGAAUCUACUUAUAAUCGUUUUACUUCUACCAGGUACAGUAACACUGCUCUACCACGCGGGACUAGACUGAAUCUACUUAAUCGUUUUACUUCUACCAGGUACACUGCUCUACCACGCGGGACUCGACUGUCCGGAUUCGGAGUUCGGUGCUGAGCUGUGCGACUACAUCGACGAGCGGGAGGGGGAUGUGGGGUCCGCUUCCGAGGGCGAGGAGUACCUCGAUUCGGAAGAGGAGCACGAUGACGGCGACCUCUCAGGCUUGGACGAAAUAAAUUAAGGCUAGUUUAUCACACUAUCUUGAUCUUCCCGUAUGCUCCAGUAUAUUGCGCUGAGUAGAGUCCCUCUACAGGAGACAUGAUCAAGUCAGGCACAACAUCAAGUCAGGCUUUAUUAAUAUUAAAGAAUAAUAAUACUACUCAUGUAGUCAGACUUUAUUAAUAAUAAUACUACUCACUCAGACUCAACCAGACAUAGUGAAAAACUAGCUCGUCUAAGAAGGUGGCGCAGACGAAGUAGAGGAGAACCUGCGACAGACUAAUGCUAGUCAAGAGUCCCAGGCUUCUAGGAAGACCAUCAUGGCUGGUGACACAGCCAAAAGGGGCAAGAAGAGCGUAAUGUUCAAGGCACAAGAAGCAGAGUACGACGUCGUGGAGACUGGGGUCAAAAGUAAAGGAGGAAAGGCAAAGCACGCGCCAAGCUCUAGUCGGGACGUGGAGAAACGCCCAAGCCAAGCAGGCUCGGCAGGAUUCGCAGGCCGCGCGAGCCAACGUGCCAGUCGGCUCAGUAUGGCAGGGAAGACGCACGCAAAGCGCCGCACUACCUCAACGCCCGAAGGCAUCCAUGAUGACAUGUCCAGGAUGUCCAUCCGUGUAGACGACGAAAGCAACAAGGAGAGCCUCCUUUUGGAGCUGUUGAGCGCCAUAGACACUGCAGACGUCCAGAGGAUGGAGGUAGCGCUUUUGCACGCGAAAGCGAACGAAGAGUUCGACUUGACGGCUGAAGACGCGUAUGAGAAGUGUGAAGCUGCGCUGCAAGUAGCGAAGAAGCUAGAGGCGGCAACCAACGACCUUUGCGACGCAAUCGAUCUCUUCAAGACCGAGAAAGCGAAGGCGAAGGCGGAAGAGCUAAAGCCUGCACUUAUGAAAUUUGAAGCGGCUUUGGAAAAAGCGAAAAAGGUACUUUCGGAUGUUCUUGUGGAACCUUUCUUUAGAUCAUUCAUUAGAGUUACCUACACGUCGUGUCUGACAUCAACCUUUCCAUUUUUCCCCAACAACAAUCUCCUUGGCCUUAGAAUUCAAGAAACUAUUUUACGCAAAAGAACGGAACUGAACGACAAAUUUUAAUAUUUCAGUCCGGCGUUUCCGAUAGUGAUUUGCUUGAGCAGGGGAGGUCUAUUCGCGAUGAGGGUCGCACGCGCGUGGACAAUAGGGGGAAGCUCGCUCAGCUAGCCAACGCAGGGAAAGUAGACGAGUUCCGCACAGAGUUCCAGCGACUAAAGAGCCUUCCGGACCGGGGACAGCUAAUCGACGCUGACGUGGCUGAGUUUGAGAAGAAGCUGGAGGUCUUCGCGAACAAGGAAGCGGCUGAGAAAGCUUUAGCCGACGUGCUCCAGACAAAGCCGAUCGACGUAGACGCACUCAAGAGCGCCAUUGCAAGCGUCAAACGACUAGGAAUCGACGUUGCAAUAGCGGAGAAGGUCCUCAAGGAGGAAGAACCGAAAAAGGCCGCGUGCGAUGCUUUAGAAGCGGUGUUGAGCGUCCGCGAAGACGUGGAAGACGCAGAGAAGAAGGUCAAGAGUGCGUUGGAUGCGUGCAGGAAGCUGGGCAUGCUCGCAGACGAGCGUCCGGUGCUGGUCGAGGCCGCCAACUGGUUAGCGGCGGAGAAAGAGCGCGCCGCGAUGCGCGUGAGCCUGGCGAACCUUCUGAAGACUACCGAAGGCUUCGAACAGGUAGAUGCCGAGAAGUUAGACCAGUUGCGCGAGUGGGAAAGGCAGUGCGCCGCGAUGCUCACGGGCGCGAAAAAAAUAGGCAUUAAGGAAGUCGAGAUGGUGGAUCUCGAGCUGCGCAAGAAAAAAGUGCAUAACCGAGUAGAGGAUCUCAAGGGCAGCAUCCGGGUUUUCGUCCGCGUGCGUCCCUUCAACAAGAAGGAGGAGGACGCGGGAGACCACGAAGCAGUUCAUAGAGUGGACGCGCAGUCUCUGAGCGUGGAAGACUCGCGUGCAGACAAGGGAUCCAAAAAGAUGCGUGAUUUCACCUUUGACGCAGCGCACUUCCCCGGCACCCAAGAGGAGAUCUUUGAGGACACGAAGGAUCUAGUCCAGUCCGCCUUUGACGGCUACAACGUCACUGUUUUUGCGUACGGCCAGACGGGAGCUGGGAAAACCCAUACCAUGACCGGAAAAGCAGAAGAUCCAGGUGUGGUGCCGCGGUCCUGCAAAGAGGUUUUCCGCAUCAUCGACGAAAACUCGGAUCGCUUCAUUCACACAGUGUCGCUGCACAUGAUCGAACUCUACUGCGCCAAUUUUACGGACUUGCUGUUGAGCGGCAAGGGCAAAAAGGGCGGACCCGGUGCCGUGAAGGCGCCGGAAAUCAAGAUCAGACGCGAAAAAGACGGCACGGUUACCAUCGACGGCGCUGAGGAGAAGCAGCUGCUGAGCGCCACAGCCAUGGAAAACGCUAUUGCGAGCGGCUUUGGCCGCCGAGCCGUUGCCUCAACGGCGAUGAACGCCGAGUCCUCGCGGUCGCACCUUAUCACGGUUGUGAAGCUGUGCUCGGUGAACAAGGAGACCAAGCAAAAAACAUGUGGGAAGCUGUUGAUGUGCGACUUGGCUGGCUGCGAGCGCAUUGCGAAAUCGCAAGUGACGGGCCAAGGACAGAAGGAGGCAAUCGAGAUCAACAAGAGCCUGACUGCUUUAGGCGACGUGAUUGAGGCCCUAACACGAGCGCCAGCAGGUGGGAAGAACACUGCGGCUGUCAUCCCAUAUCGAAACCACUUGUUAACGCAGUUGAUGCAAGAUAGUUUGGGAGGCUCCGCGAAGACUUUGAUGUUCAUGAACUGUUCACCUGCCAGUAGCAAUGUGGAUGAGACUAUGAAUUCCCUCAAAUACGCAGAGCGCGCAAAGAAGGUCACGAAUACUGUUACUAAGAAAUGAAGAGAUCUUCAUCUUCUAGUACCCAAGAAUUUCUAUUUAUAAUUUCUUGGUGACAGCAAUAGAGGAAGAUUCAGGUUGAACCGAACUAUGCUCUGAAAUAAUUGCACAUGGACAUAGAGAUUUCCGUUUAUCCAUUGAUCAACUAUGCUCUGAAAUAAUUGCACAUGGACAUAGAGAUUUGCGUUUAUCCAUUGAUCAACUAUGCUCUGAAAUAAUUGCACAUGGACAUAGAGAUUUGCGUUUAUCCAUAUUUUUCAAGAUUACACUAAAAAAUCUAGUAGUUGCAUAGGGGAACACACUAGUACAGCGAAUUCCAUUCUUAUCAUGUUGUUUAUCGAAUGCAAUAAAAAUGUCGCCAAACGUCUAAAGGGAACAUGAUGAAUUCUUCAGCUAACAUUUACUAGUAGUUCGGCGUUUUUAUAGUCGUGAACGCUCACCUCCCCGAGGCGAGCUAAUUCCUAUCCUAUCCUUACUUGAAACUCGAUAUCGCGACAGAUGCUACCUAGCGUCAAAUGAUAGACAUAGAUUUCAUCACGCAGCUUGAAUACUAGUACAGUUGCUAGUUUAUAUAUCCUUAUUUUGGCUUCAAGCACUACAGGGUUAGUAGUCUCCUUCUCUUCCAAUAUUACUUGAGUAGUAGGAGCAUGCAGGCUUGCUGAUUAUGGUAAAGAAGGACUAUCUAAGACGCAAGGUGAAGAAGUAAGGAAAUUUAUUUUUUCUAGUCAUUGUGAGGGGUGCCAAUUUAAGCAGACGAGGUGCAUCAAUAAAAGGAACUAUAGAUGAUGCGUGACAGAGACUACUCUUUGUCAUGUCAUGUCAUGGUACUUCUUGUGUAGCUAUAAGUGUCUACCUGUGAGGCCAUCCAGUAAUACAGUGCCUCCAGAGGACUAGUUCGCUGUUUACAAAUAUAUAGAUCACCGCAGUUUGCUGGUUGUAAAAAAGUUUAGACAGGACCAAAUCAGCGACUCUUUGCUCGUUAUAGGGGCGACAUCAAGGCUCCGAAAGCGCAUAGCAGAUCGAAAAAUCGAAAAAAAUACACCACAACUUACUAGGUUUUACACUUUCUUACAACCUACUAGUUCCUUGUCGAAGAAAUUGUGCAACGUGAAAAGGUGAUACCUCAGAAACUAGGUCGUGGGAGUAGUUCUCUCUGAAAUGCUUGCAUUUUCUAGGACAAUUUGAAACUUCCGCUCAUGCACUUGAAAUCACUCAUGCAAAACC